UCAGAAACGUGCGGUAACGGAUACCGUGCCAGGGGGGGACCACUCUUAAACGCCACACCCGUCACACACCCCGAAGGUGAAUCAACGGUAACAGAGGGGGCUGGAUAGAGCCUUGUGACAGUGACAGUCUACCGGGAGUUUCCCCCCUACGCAGAUAGGCGAAUAAAAGACGGAAAGAGGACGUAUCGCGCAUGGUCCGAGAGAGGAAGCGCAUCUGGAGACGGACUACAGCAUCAGCAACAGAACAAGCUUCCUCUGGUUGACUGACGACCACAAAGGAUCAUGGGAGGUGUUGUUCUAGAUGAGGGUCCUGGGGGGGUGAAGGCUCCAGACGGGGGCUGGGGAUGGGCGGUGCUGGUCGGAUGUUUCGUCAUCACUGGUUUCUCCUACGCCUUCCCUAAAGCGGUCAGUGUGUUCUUCAAGGAGCUGAUAAGGGAGUUUGGAGUGGGCUACAGCGACACGGCCUGGAUCUCCUCGAUACUCCUUGCCAUGCUGUAUGGCACAGGCCCUUUGUGCAGCGUGUUGGUGAACAGGUUCGGCUGCCGUCCAGUAAUGAUGGUGGGAGGGUUGUUUGCGUCGCUGGGUAUGAUCCUGGCUUCCUUUGCUACCAGCAUCUUACACAUCUACCUCUGCACUGGAGUCAUCACAGGUCUGGGCUUGGCGUUGAACUUCCAGCCCUCCCUGAUCAUGCUGAACCGCUACUUCAGCGAGAAGCGUCCGCUGGCUAACGGGCUGGCGGCGGCGGGCAGCCCCGUGGCGCUCUGCUGCCUCUCCCCCCUGGGCCAGGUGCUGCAGUACCAGUUUGGCUGGAGGGGGGGCUUCCUCAUCCUGGGGGGCCUGCUGCUCAACUGCUGUGCCUGCGGGGCUCUCAUGAGGCCCCUCCUGGGGCCCCCCAAGCCCCAAGACCCAGAGAAGAACCCUGGAGGGGAACAGAGGGAGGAGAAGCCUAAACCGAAGAAGAAGCCCCUGCUGGACUUCAGUGUGUUCAAGGACCGUGGGUUCCUCAUCUACACCAUCGCGGCCUCCAUCAUGGUGCUGGGGCUGUUCGUGCCCCCCGUGUUUGUGGUGAGCUACGCCAAGGAGAUGGGGAACGAGGACACCAAGUCAGCCCUGCUCCUCACCAUCCUGGGGUUCAUAGACAUCUUCGCGAGGCCUACCUCGGGCCUGAUCGCUGGGACGAAGUGGGUGCGGCCCAGGUGCGUGUACCUGUUCAGUUUCGCCAUGCUCUUCAACGGGUGCACCGACCUUGUUGGAUCCCAGGCGACCACCUACACAGGCCUGGUGGUUUAUUGUAUCUUCUUUGGGAUCUCCUACGGAAUGGUGGGGGCGCUCCAGUUUGAGGUUCUCAUGGCGAUCGUGGGCACGGAGAAGUUCCCCAGCGCUAUAGGCCUGGUGCUCCUGAUGGAGGCUAUCGCUGUGCUAGUGGGACCCCCUGGAGCAGGCCGCCUACUGGAUGCCACCCAGAACUACAUGUUUGUGUUCCUGCUGGCAGGGAUUGAGGUCACGCUAUCAGCCCUGGUGCUGGCAUCAGGGAACUUCCUGUGCAUCAAGAGGAAGCAGGAAGAGCCAGAGGCCAAGCUGGAGAUGGCCGUGACCACCGCAGAGAAGCAGGGGCUGAACGGAGGGGACCAGGAGGAGGAGGAGCAGGAGGAGACAGGCAGAGAGAACGGGGCAGCAGGAGUGGAAGGAGGGAGGGACGGUGUCACGACAGACUCAGGGGAGAAGAACGGAGGACUAGUGAACUCUGAGACAUCUCUUUGAAGAGAGAAUUAUAUAUAUAUAUGAAUGGAGAGAUUUGAAGCGAUAUGGUGGUUUGCUGUGAUCGUGAGUCAAGAACAUCACUAUCAGGAAAGAAAGAGAAAGGCACACUCAGAAGGGUGGCACAGAGAGAAGGGGAGAGACAGAAGGUCAGACAUGGUAGACACUCCUAAUGUCUAACACCAUGAGAUGAAAAGGGGAAAUUCACACAUAAAAGCAUUUAACCAUCGCAAUAUCUGCUUGGGACUCUUGGGAAUAUUUGAACCAAUUCAGUUUUCAGUAUUAUUUUUAAACUAUUUCUAUGUGUUAUGAAGAAAUCGCAAUUUAUCUUGUCUGUAUUUAUUUUCAUGCCAUGACGAACUAAACAUGACUAUAUGUUUGUUUGAACUUUUUUCAGAAUUGUGACAUUCUGUUCUCUCAAUGACUUCAGCACCAUCGGGGUCAGUAUUUUGUUGUAGAUAUCGUCUACCUGUUACAUUGUGUACAGGUAUCCUGUCUGGAUGUUUGUGUGUGAGGUCAGUGUCAGAGCAUUAUUCUACUAUAAGGAAGUAUAUUCCAGUGGACGUAUAUUGAAUGUAAACCUGCACAGGGAUCAAAGGAUUACUGCCCCACACACACACACAAAAACCCUGUAAGCGCUUGUGUUGACCUUCACAUAAAUAUAUUUGCUGUU
Messenger RNA from Osmerus eperlanus (European smelt), 2431 nucleotides. RefSeq names its product solute carrier family 16 member 3b (gene slc16a3b). Gene Ontology annotation, biological process: monocarboxylic acid transport; transmembrane transport. The record is from RefSeq and is a predicted model, not a curated record. Gene Ontology annotation, cellular component: plasma membrane. The coding region runs from base 283 to 1761 and encodes 492 amino acids. The transcript has 6 exons. NCBI's taxonomy places the organism in Eukaryota, Metazoa, Chordata, Actinopteri, Osmeriformes, Osmeridae. Gene Ontology annotation, molecular function: monocarboxylic acid transmembrane transporter activity.